Molecule: messenger RNA, 1436 nt
Organism: Paramecium sonneborni
Lineage: Eukaryota; Ciliophora; Oligohymenophorea; Peniculida; Parameciidae
Source: the annotation of a GenBank genome assembly
AUGUUUUAUGAAUAUGAUCCUAUUGAUCAGGACACCUUAAGAAGAGAUAAUUAACUAAAUGGCUUAUUGACCAAAAUUCGGGAAGAUGUUAUGAAAGGUUAUGUUAUUGAGGUUAAAACAAGGACUCACACUUAUCAUUAAGUAAAAGUAUUGUUCAAAUUAGUUAGAAAAUAAUUCAAAGUAAACUUCAGGAGUCUCCUCCAAAAACAAUUCUUUAAUCAAAGAUCCUGGAUCUAAUUUAAAUGAAAUCAAUAAAAUUAAAGACUUAGAUGAAAUUAUUCUCUCAUCAUAAAGAGAUAAUCAAUAAAUUAUUCGAUUGACUAAUCCAUUAAGUUAAAAUCCUCCAAAAGUUAAGAGCGAAAUUGUUAAACCUAUUGUCUUUGAUAAUCAUUUACAAUCUGAACAAACAUUGUUAUCAUUUCCAAGCAAACCAGAUAUAGUUUAUCAUCCUAAUAAUAUCAAUUAACAAUUAGAUUAUAUUGAAGCCUCAUUAGAAUUAGGAAAUUAUAUUGAAUUUAUUAAAAUACUCAAAAAAAUUUAAAAAGAAAUUUAAGAAUCCAUGGAAAAAAACAUUUAUUCCAACAAUUUAUUAAUAGCUAAUGGUAUUCAAAUGAUUAGAGUAUUAUGCUUAUUAACCAGAUUUUAUAAACAAAUCUUUAAUUUUUCUGAUGCCAUUAAAUCAUUAAAACAAAUUAAAAAAAUGUUUAAAAUUUCAGAUCCUAAUUUAAUAGGAUAAUUAUAAAUAGAAUUAGGAAAGUUAUUAUUUCUCAAUCAAUAAUAUAAUCUUUCCUAAAAAACCUUUUAUGAAGCACUUUUACAUUAUGAAUAAUUACAAUGGAAAAAAGAAAUUGCUAAUAUUUUAUUAUGGAUGGCUAGAUUAAAUUCUUGGACAAGUAAUUUAUUUAAAAAUAAUAUUUUAGAAAAUUUUGAACCUGCUAAAAAAAUGAUUUAUGGAGCUAUUUCUAUUUUAAAAGAGUAUCUUCCAGAUGAUGAUGAACAAAUUGCAGAAGCUUAUGUUGUUUUAGGAGAAAAUAGUUAUAUAGCCAAAAAUUCAGAUUAAGCAUUAGAAUUUUUAAUGAAAGCAAUAUAGAUAAAGUUUAAGAAACAUAAAACAUAUAAACAUAUUAAAUUCGUAGAAGCUUACAAUUUGGUAGCCUUGACUUAUGGAUUAGUUCCAGAUAUAUAAUAAUCUCUUAGUUACUUUAUAUAAGCCUUAUAAUGUUUUUAGUAUUCAAUAUUAAUAAUAUAGAUGUAACUGUAUACAGCGAGCUUAAAUUCUCAAUAAUCUUGCUGUGAUUUAUUAAUCAUUAGGUAAUGUUGAAAAGGCUUAAAAAUGUCACUAAAGAGCUAAAGAAAUCUAUGAUUCAUAUUUACCAGAUAAGCAUCUUUAAAUGGAGAGAUUACUCUUAAAUUAAACUUUUCUAUUUUCAAAAUGA